AUUUUUUAUUGUUUAUUUGGAUUUGUUUGGAUUUUUCAUUCAGAUUUGGUUGGAUUAUUUAUUUUGUUUUGUUUGUAUAAUUUAUUUGGACUUGGUUUCAUGGUAUUUAAGGUAGAUUACUUGAUUUGUUCGUGUAAUUUUGGUUCAGUUGGUUGUUUUGAAUAUUUAAAACAAGUGCGUUCGAAGCAGGCUAGCUUUUCUACUUUCAGGGAGUUUAUUAGGACUUUAGGGGUUGUUGAAAUCAUGUCAGUGGGGCAGCCAUUCACUUGGGCUAAUAAUAGGAGAGGUUCUUCUUUUGUUGAGGAAAAAUUAGACAGAUUUUUUGUGUCCCCUGAUUUGAAUAUGCAGUUUCCUAACUCUAUUGUUAAGCACAUUAAUCUAAUUUCCUCUGAUCAUUGUAUGAUUCUCUUAGAUUGCUUGCCUGAAAUCUUGACUGGAAAAAAAAGGUUUUGUUUUGAUGCCUCUUGGGUUCAAAUGGAGAAUUUUAAUUCUGUGGUUGAGGAUGCCUGGAAUAAACCUGUGGUGGGCCAUGCUUUAUUUAGUAUCCAGGAUAGACUUAGGAAUGUGAGAAUGCAGCUUCUACAGUGGAAAAAAAGUCAUGUUUCUAAUACUAUGCUCACUAUAGAAGACUGUAAAUCCAGGUUAAAUCAAUUGAGGGAGUUAGGAGGAGAUAGAGAUUGGGGAGAAUGGGUUAAUAAGAAAGUUGAUCUUCAUUUAGCCUAUAGAGAUGAGAAAAACUUCUGGAAACAGAAGGCUAGGGUGCAUUGGCUUCAAGGGGGAGAUAGGAAUUCUAAAUACGUCCAUGCUUGUGUUAAUCAAAGAAAAAAGAUGAAUAGGCUAGAUGGUAUAUUGAAAGCUGAUGGGUCUGCUUGUGUCAAUUCUCAAGAAGUAGUAUAUGAAUUGCUUGGUUACUUUGAGAAUUA
This is a messenger RNA of Striga hermonthica, 923 nucleotides long. The record is from the annotation of a GenBank genome assembly. NCBI's taxonomy places the organism in Eukaryota, Viridiplantae, Streptophyta, Magnoliopsida, Lamiales, Orobanchaceae.